This is a messenger RNA of Drosophila subobscura, 708 nucleotides long. RefSeq names its product ribonuclease P protein subunit p29 (gene Pop4). Lineage: Eukaryota; Metazoa; Arthropoda; Insecta; Diptera; Drosophilidae. Gene Ontology annotation, biological process: tRNA 5'-leader removal; rRNA processing. The record is from RefSeq and is a predicted model, not a curated record. Gene Ontology annotation, cellular component: ribonuclease MRP complex; ribonuclease P complex. The transcript is spliced from 2 exons. The coding region runs from base 29 to 637 and encodes 202 amino acids. Gene Ontology annotation, molecular function: ribonuclease P RNA binding.
UAAAUUUGCUUACUUUUUUUUUGCUGGAAUGGAGCCUCUGCUGGAAUACAUCACCGACUUGGUGGUGAACCACCACCGCUGUAACGUGAACAUCAUACCCGAACACAUCACCAUGCUAGAGGGGGCCAAGAGCCGGAAGCAGCACUCGAGCAAACGCCGCUCGCACAAAUCCAGCACGCUGUCUCGCCGCGAGUACGCCCGCCUGGGCCUCAACACGCUGCCCACCCGCCAGAUGCAUUACGAGCAGGCGCUGCCCCUACACCAGCUCUGGCGGAGCUAUGUGCGCGAGCAUCUGGGCCUACGGGAGGGCACCCAGGUACCCGAGGUCCACGAACCCCACUACGAGGAGUUUAGCAAACAGUUGAUCAAGCUCGAUCUGCACGGUGCCAGGCUGAAGGUGAUCCAGUCCAAAUGCAAGACGCUGGAGGGACUGGCCGGCAUAUGUGUGAUGGACACGAAGAAUGUGCUGAAGCUGCUGGGCGAGGACGAUCGCCUGAGGACCGUGCCCAAGAGCGAGUGCGUCUUUGGGCUUUCGGUGGGCAAUAUGAAUUUCACCAUAUUUGGCCAGCACCUGACCAUCCGUCCUGCGGAGCGCAGUGUGAAGAAGAUCAAGACCUAUCUGCAGCCCUUCAUGUAGGGGCAAUAAUAUGCAAAUCCUUGUACACACCAAACCGAACCGAACCUUACUCUACCGAAAAGUGUCCGUUU